This is a messenger RNA of Acipenser ruthenus (sterlet), 1763 nucleotides long. RefSeq names its product COMM domain-containing protein 6-like. Gene Ontology annotation, molecular function: NF-kappaB binding. NCBI's taxonomy places the organism in Eukaryota, Metazoa, Chordata, Actinopteri, Acipenseriformes, Acipenseridae. The coding region runs from base 641 to 1240 and encodes 199 amino acids. The record is from RefSeq and is a predicted model, not a curated record. The transcript has 7 exons.
AAUACCUUAAAAACUUACUGCAGACACAAUUGCGCUUUGCAAUGUGAAAGCUCUGAAACAUAUUCCAUUAUUGUUUUACUGUAGAUAUUUUGUUUUUAAGAUAUCACUUCGAAGAAUACGUCAUGCCGCCUUCACUUGAAAAAAAUAUAGUCUGGCAUACAAAGAAUUCAACAGCGAAACAAACAUAAGGGAAUUAUUGUUGAGAAUGCUGUGAGACUUAGGGUUAGGGUUAGGCUUAUUAUUAUUAUUAUUAUUAUUAUUAUUAUUAUUAUUAUUAUUAUUCGGUUUUUUGUUUGUUUUCCAGACUAGCUUAUUAGUUACACGGUACAUCUUUAAAUUAAUUUAGAACAAUGCUUUAGCACAGUAAUUUGGAUGCAAUGAAACCCUGUUGAAAAUUCAAGCAAAAACAGUAGAAAUAUACAGUAAAGUUAUGUGUAUGUGCAUCAGUUACGAUGGCAAAUCAACAAGCAAGGUUUUUCUAUUUUUUUGUUUUUUUUGUUUUGUUUUUGAUAGCCCAGCAAAUUUCUGUUUGGGGCUCCUCUUUAGUAUUGUGACGUUUUACGCUCUCAACGUUGACCAAUCGUAGAACUCUAAACAUCUUUCUUUACCCGGAAGAAACUCUAGCUACUGAAGAGCAAAGAUGUUUGAAUUAGUAGGCAUGUCUUCUGAUGACUGUUCAGUUGAAAAUAUUGGACAGCUUCCUCCAGACUUGUUUGCAGAAUCAUGCCAACAGAUUAUGAUGCACUUGCAAGGGCAGAUCCCUGGUGUAGACACAGCUGAGCUCUGUGAGAGAUUUCAAAAAGCUGGUGUCCAACUAAACUUGGAGGCUGUUGAGAAGAUAGUAAACAUCGUUUUAUUUAUUUUCAGAACAGCAACAAAAAGCAAUUGGACGGCAGGGCAGCUAGUCACCAAGUUGGCUGAAGGGAGAAGCAAAUGGUCAAAGCCAGCUUUGCAGGUUAUUCAGCGAAUCUGGAAGGAACAGGGCAAACUCCUCCAUUCACAGGAGGAUCCCAGCCGCAUGAUAACAGUUGGACAGCUGGUAGAUUUCCAAUGGAAGCUGGCCAUGGCAAUUAGUUCUGACACCUGUAGGUCUCUGAAUUAUCCUUACAUCUCCAUGACAUUAAAAGUGGCCAAUUCCUCUGGGCAGAUAACCAGCAAAUCCUUUGAAAUGACUAUCCCUCAAUUUCAGAAUUUCUUCAGACAGUUCAAGGAAAUGGCAGCUGUUCUAGAAACAGUUUAAUGUCCAUAUUAAUUGUACCUUAUUCAUGUCCCUCCAACAAAUAAUUAUGAAUGAUAAUAUUUACACUGGUAGUGGUAGAAGUCAGUUUUGUUUGCUGGCUUUUGCUUCGAGAGAUGCAGUGGGAGACUACUGGGUUCUAUUCAUGAAACAUCAACUCAAGUUGGGAGGAAAAAGGACUGCAUAGUAACGUGUGUCGGCUGUUUCUAAACAGUGUAAAAUAAGAAAAUAUGAAUUGGGAUGUGGUCGCAUAACUCCCCCCCCCCCCCCCCCCCCCCAGUUCCAAACAUGUGGUAAUAUUUUCUAAACUAGCCAAUCAAUACUGUGCAACUAAGAAAGCAACCAAUCCCACACCUGCCACUGUCGCAUCAGUGAAUCCACAGCCUGUCAAGUCUACUGGAGCUCAGCAUCUUUCAACAACAGCCAAGCGAGACAUGGACAGUUCAGUAAUGUUACUCCAUAUUGCUUACCUGGCCAUUUCCAGAUACUAUAAGCACCUCUGACAAAUAAAAAGUUAUUUGCUUAA